AUGGAAGCUCAGCAAUGUGCCGAAGAUAAUGGAGUGUAUGCAUUUCUGGAAACUUCCGCAAAGACUGGCAAAAAUGUUCACGAGGCUUUCAUUUCCGCUGCUCGGGGCAUUUUGGCGCGUAACCCCGGUUUGAAAAACGGUGAAUCCAUUCCAUCCGGUAUCGGUGCUUCUCAGCUGAGUUCGGGGCCAUCGGAUAUGAGAAAACUAUGUUGUUGA
This is a messenger RNA of Echinostoma caproni, 216 nucleotides long. The record is from the annotation of a GenBank genome assembly. Lineage: Eukaryota; Metazoa; Platyhelminthes; Trematoda; Plagiorchiida; Echinostomatidae.